Molecule: messenger RNA, 4495 nt
Organism: Struthio camelus australis
Lineage: Eukaryota; Metazoa; Chordata; Aves; Struthioniformes; Struthionidae
Source: RefSeq, a predicted model, not a curated record
GGCAAAUGAAGACAGUCAGUGCAGCAGGGACUCCAGGGAAUGAAUGGAUUUUUUUUCAGCGUCAGUGAAAGAAAUCUGACUUUAACAUCGGCAUUACAAAAGGGCAUGAUGUGCGGCCAAAGACUGAAGAGGUUUGUUGCUUUUUGGACGCUGGUUUUCCUAAGGACAGUUACUGGGCUUGCCGGAGAGGGAAGAUCUGUGUGGAAAAAGGACCCCAACUUCAGUCCUGUGAGUGAAACACAGAUGUUUUUAUACGACGUUUUCCCUAAAGAGUUUCUCUGGGGCGUAGGGACAGGGGCACUGCAGGUAGAAGGCAGCUGGAGGAAGGAUGGGAAAGGAUCCUCCGUAUGGGACCAGUUUGUCCACGCAGCGUUCAGAGAUGCCGACAGCCCAGAUGUUUCCAGUGACAGUUAUACCUUGUUGGACAAAGAUUUGUCAGCCUUGGAUUUUUUGGGAGUUACUUUUUAUCAAUUUUCAAUUUCAUGGUCAAGACUUUUUCCCACUGGUGUGGUAGCAGCUCCCAAUGAAAAAGGACUCCAGUACUAUAAUGGUCUUAUUGACUCUCUAGUUUACAGAAAUAUUGACCCCAUGGUUACUCUGUAUCACUGGGACCUGCCCUUGACACUGCAAGAAAAAUACGGUGGAUGGAAAAAUGAAUCAGUAAUUGAUAUCUUCAAUGACUAUGCCACCUUUUGCUUCCAGACCUUUGGGGAUCGUGUUAAGUAUUGGAUUACAAUCCACAAUCCGUAUUUAGUUGCUUGGCAUGGGUAUGGCACAGGUAUUCAUGCUCCUGGAGAGAAAGGGAAAAUAACAACUGUCUACUCUGUAGGACACAAUUUGAUCAAGGCUCAUGCAAAAGUUUGGCAUAACUACAAAACACGCUUUCGACCACAUCAGAAGGGGUUGAUGUCCAUAGUAUUGGGAUCCCACUGGAUCGAACCUAACAAAUCGGAAGAUGCUUUGGACAUUUCUAAAUGCCAGCAGUCUAUGGAGAGAGUACUUGGAUGGUUUGCUAAACCCAUCUAUGGGGAUGGUGACUACCCAGAAGAACUGAAAAAUGAUUUAUCUUUUUUGCCAAGCUUUACUGAGGAUGAAAAAAACUAUAUAAAGGGAACAGCAGACUUCUUUGCAUUUUCCUUUGGUCCUAAUAACUUUAAACCUCCAAACACUCUGCCAAAAAUGGGACAAAAUUUGUCACUCAAUUUGAGGGAAGUACUGAACUGGAUUAAACUGGAAUAUAGCAGUCCUCGAAUCUUGAUCGCAGAGAAUGGCUGGUUCACUGACAGCCAUGUGAAAACAGAUGACACCACUGCCAUCUACAUGAUGAAAAACUUCAUUAAUAAGGUUUUACAAGCUAUUAAAUACGACAACAUAGAUGUGUUUGGUUACACAGCCUGGUCGCUCCUUGAUGGCUUUGAAUGGCAACAUGCCUACAACAUCAGGCGUGGACUAUUUUAUGUAGAUUUCAAAAGUGAAAAAAAGGAAAGGAUUCCCAAAUCAUCUGCACUUUACUAUAAGCAAAUCAUACGAGAAAAUGGCUUCUUCCCAAAAGAGUCUACCCCAAGUUUACAAGCUCAGUUUUCCUGCGACUUCUCCUGGGGUAUCACUGAAUCUGUUCUUAAGGCAGAGUCUGUGGCUUCCUCACCACAGUUCUGCGAUUCAAACCUGUAUCUCUGGAACGUCACAGGAGAUGGGCUCUUGCACGAAGUCAAAGGAGUGAAGCUAAAAACCCGACCAGCGCAGUGUACAGAUUUUGUCAGCAUUAAAAAGCAGCUUGACCUCCUGGAAAAAAUGAAAGUCACCCAUUACAGAUUUGCACUUGACUGGUCUCUAAUUUUACCCAAUGGAGAUUUGUCAGUGAUCAACAGACAAGUUCUCAGAUAUUAUAGAUGUGUGAUUAGCGAAGUACUAAAACUCAAUAUUCAAACUAUGGUCACCUUAUACUAUCCAACUCAUGCCUACCUGGGCCUGCCGGGUCCUUUGCUGCAGACAGGAGGAUGGCUAAAUCAAUCCACUGCCCGUGCUUUUCAAGACUAUGCAGCUUUAUGUUUUCAAGAACUUGGCGACUUGGUUAAACUUUGGAUUACAAUAAAUGAGCCUAACCGACUAAGUGACGUCUAUAACAGGAGCAGCAAUGAUACGUACCGGGCAGCACACAAUUUAUUAAUAGCACAUGCCAUGGCCUGGAAAAUAUACGAUGAGCGAUACAGAUCCUCUCAGUGCGGUAAAGUGUCCCUGUCGCUGCAUUCGGAUUGGGCUGAGCCUGCCAAUCCCUACUUCGAGUCUCACUCAAAAGCUGCCACCAGAUUUCUUCAGUUUGAGAUAGGCUGGUUUGCCGAUCCAAUAUUUAAGACGGGGGACUAUCCAGCUACUAUGAGGGAAUACAUUCUCUCUAAAAACAGAAAAGGCCUCUCUCACUCUUCAUUGCCAUAUUUCACACAGGCGGAAAAGCAGCUUGUUAAGGGUGCGGCUGACUUCUAUGCACUGAAUCAUUUCACCACAAGAUUUGUGAUUCAUGAACCUCAAAAUGGGAGCCAGUAUGAAUUUGAUCGUGAUGUUCAGUUUCUGCAAGACAUCACCUGCCUGAGCUCCCCUUCCCGUUUGGCAGUGGUGCCUUGGGGAAUACGCAAAGUUCUGAAAUGGAUUAAAAAAACCUACGGCGACAUCGAUGUUUACAUCACAGCAAAUGGAAUAGAUGACCAGUCCUUAGACAACGAUGAACUUCGACAUUAUUACUUAGGAAAAUACAUACAAGAGGUUUUAAAAGGUACACAAACAUAAGUCUGUGACAGAAGGGAGCCUGAACCCAGCACUUCAGCUGCAGAGGCAAUGCGGACAGUGUCAAGCUCCUCUCCCCAGUCCCACAUACCUUUUCAAUGCAAUACCAGAGCCGCUUAUUUCGGUAAGUCAUGUUAAGGUUAUGCUAAUGUUAACAAGUGCAAUGUGAGAGCACCUGCAGGGGGAAACAGCUGGCAUUGAAGACCCAACUCCUGUGUAUUUUGGAAGGGUUUGUUUCUGACACGCUCUAGGCUGGCCCUAUGGACACGAGACCAGUGGCUGGAGCACAUUACGUCAACUCUUCCAGCACACCUGCUGGUUUAGCAUCAUCCAAAAGAAAUCCAGUUCACAUGCUCCACUGCUCCCCAGUGUGGACCAAAGUGCAUUUACUGGCAACAAAAAGGACAUUCUCUACACAAGCACAUUCCUGAUUCAAAUUAAAACAGUAAUUAUAUAUGCACCCUAACAGUUUUUUUAUCAUUGGAAGGCAUAACUAGACACACUGAGAGACAGUGGAUUAAACUAAACACAUAAAUGUGCCUGUAUGUGUUAAUAAACUCAAUUCAGAACAGAAGUGCUAGUCAUUAGAUACAGUUUAUUUAUUUAGCAGAUAUCUAAAGGGUUAGAUGCAAGCCAAGUUACACUUGCAAGUUAGGUGUAAGUGGAAAAAAACAGAGCACAGAUAAGCAUAAAUCACUGGUAGUGACUUGAAGUCAAAAAAAUCACCCUUUAGGAUGGGGGUGGUCUACUGAAUUAAAUGGAAAGGGGAAUGACAGAGGGAUGCACUUAAACAGGAUCUUAAUUUACGGAAUAAGAAAACUAUGACAAAGCCCAUCCAUUCUCCAAUGCCCUCUUCCCCCAGCCACAUAUGUGGGCUGACCAUUUCUUGGCCUCUUCUGUUGACUGAGCAAACACUGCAUGUAAAAAGUUUUAUUUCCAGCACCCAAAUGCUUAGAUAGCUGUAAUAAGCUGAUGGUGGUGCUAUCACUGCCUGAAUUUAGAGGAAAACAUGCCAGAGAAACUUUGUACAUCUUAAUCCAGCAAAUACCUUCUUCAGAGCUGGGGGCUUUUACUACAUCUUUCACCCAAUCAGUCUCUCUACCUUGUCAAAGCUCCUCUUUCAAUUCAAUCUCAUUUAAUAUUUUAAUUUCAAGACGACUAUUCUUUCAAGACAGUAACACCCUAAUGCACCAUAUAAAGUUACCUUAGUAAGGAGAAAAACUCAAAUGCCGAUGGACACUGAAUCUAGCAAAGAAAAGCAUAGGAAAGGGAGAAGAAAAACCAAAACAAUUUUGAGCAUCUGAGACAUUACAAUUAGUGACUAGACACUAACUUCCAAGACCCUAGUACUGCAUGCCCAUGUGAAAUGAAAGCACAAUCACAUAACUAUUUUGGGGGCUAUCCUGAAUUUAUUAUGUCCAUGUCGAUUCUUUCUUCAAUAUCAAGUUUCAACAACUUGCUGCCAAAUGUUUUUGCAUCAUUCUAACCUUUUCUUUAACGGGAAUCUUUUUCCAAAUUUCAAUAGAACAAGCAACAGCACAAAAUCCCAACAAUUCAUUGCUGAGAUUAGCAAGCAAGAAAACUCACAUUAGUAAUUCCCAGAUGACACAAAUCCCUUACGGAAACUCAGCAAUAAGCUCUAUCUGAAUUCAGAGGCAGAACUCUUGGUUUUUCAAAUCAGUAAUAUUGAUAAAGUGUUGUAUUUUCAGACUUAUUC